GUAGUUAUAAAAAUUGGAACCUUUUUCUUCUUCUUCUUCCUCGCUUUGUGCUUCUUCUAGCAUCUCAAUUCAAAAUCCUCGCGAGCUUCUUCCAUUUUCUUCUUUAGACUAAUUCGUGCUUUCGAAUCUUUAUAUCGGUCUUUGAAUAUAAACGAGCUAUGAAACUUUUAUGUCCAAGUGAUAAUGUCCUGAGAUUUUCGUUCGCAAGCCGGCUAUUCUCUCGUGAACUGGUUAGCAUUGAUGAGAAUUCGAAGAAGAAAUACAUUAGUUUACCUUUUUGUUGUGGUGGUAUGAGGAAGGUUUUUGCGUCAAGACAUUAUGUGCCAGGAGUACACUUGCAAGAUUCGUCGGUUGCUGAGAAAAGUCUGCCAAGAAGAGAGACUGGAGAGGCUUGGCUUGGCUUUGUGAGGACGUUGUUGAUUGACAAUUAUGAUAGUUACACGUUCAAUAUAUAUCAGGCAUUGACUACUAUUAAUGGAGUGCCUCCUGUGGUUAUUCGAAACGAUGAGUGGACGUGGGAAGAAGCUUACCGUUACUUAUAUGAAGACGCUGCUUUCGAUAAUAUUGUUAUAUCACCUGGACCUGGUUCUCCCAUGUGCUCAUCUGAUAUAGGAAUAUGUCUUCGCCUUUUGCUUGAGUGUCGUGAUAUUCCAAUUCUAGGCGUCUGCCUCGGCCACCAGGCACUGGGUUAUGUCCAUGGAGCUCAUGUGGUGCAUGCACCAGAACCAGUCCAUGGACGGUUAAGUGGGAUUGAACAUGAUGGGAACAUAUUGUUUUCUGAUAUACCAUCCGGGAGAAACUCUGAUUUCAAGGUUGUUAGAUACCAUUCACUGACCAUAGAUAAAGAAUCACUGCCAAAGGAACUCGUACCAAUAGCUUGGACGAUUUAUGAUGACAAUGGUUCUUUCUCUGUUCCUGUGAAUAAUCAAAGUUAUUGGCCUUCGUCCCAUGUUGAUGGAAAACAAGAUAGACACAUUCUAAUGGGCAUCAUGCACUCUACUUUUCCACAUUAUGGUUUACAGUUUCAUCCAGAGAGUAUUGCUACCACCUAUGGAAGUCAAAUAUUCAAGAACUUCAAAGACAUAACUCUGGAUUACUGGAAUGGCUGCAAAGCUCCAUCAUUGCGUCGAAGAAAGAUUAAUGAAACCGGAAACAUGCAGGUGCCUGGUGCUUGUGGAUUCCUGAAAGAACUUUCCAGAAAUAGAAUUACAGGAAACGGUUCUAGUUAUUAUGGUAACCCUAGGACGUCCCUCUCUACUGCCAAGAAAAAUGGUGUAGACGUCUUAGAACCUAAUGCAAAAUUGCUGAGGUUGAAAUGGAAGAAGCUUGAACGUCUUGCACAUAAAGUUGGUGGAGCAAGAAAUAUAUUCAUGGAACUCUUUGGUAAAAGUAGAGGGCAUGAUACUUUUUGGCUGGAUACUUCUUCUGGUGACAAGGCUAGAGGGCGAUUUUCGUUCAUGGGCGGUAAAGGUGGAUCCCUCUGGAAGCAGUUGAUAUUUAGUUUAUCUGAUCAAAGCGAGAUUACAUCUAAACAUGCUGGACACCUUCUGAUUGAAGAUGCUAACUGUUCUACUGAGAAAAGAUUCUUAAAAGAAGGCUUUCUAGAUUUUUUACGUAAGGAACUUUCAUCCAUCUCUUACGAUGAGAAGGACUUUGAAGGGUUGCCUUUUGAAUUUUAUGGUGGAUACGUAGGUUGUAUUGGGUAUGAUAUUAAAGUCGAAUGUGGAAUGCCAAAUAACCGUCACAAAUCCAAGGCUCCGGAUGCAUGUUUUUUCUUUGUAGAUAACAUUGUCGCCAUUGAUCAUCAUCUUGAUGACGUUUAUGUAUUAUCUCUUCACCAAGAUGGCACCGUAGAAACCUCCUUCCUCAAAGAUACCGAAGAGAAGAUCAUUAGCAUGAACGUUUCGUCUACAAGAAAGUGGAAGGAUCAAACGCUUCCUCCUAUAGAUUCAUCUACAAGUUUUGUCCCUGACAAAUCACGAGAGCAGUAUAUCAACGAUGUUGAGAGGUGUAUGCAGUACAUCAAAGACGGGGAGAGCUACGAGCUUUGUCUCACUACUCAGAACAGAUUGAAGAUAGGGAACACUGAUCCUUUGGGACUCUAUCUACACCUCAGAGAGAGGAAUCCAGCUCCAUAUGCAGCUUUUCUCAACUUCUCUAAUGCAAAUGUGUCUUUAUGCUGUUCAUCCCCUGAAAGGUUUCUUAAGCUAGACGGACAUGGAGUGCUUGAAGCAAAGCCGAUCAAGGGUACUAUGGCUCGUGGCUCCACACCUGAAGAAGAUGAACUUCUCAAACUGCAAUUGAAACUCAGUGAGAAGAAUGAAGCAGAGAAUCUGAUGAUUGUUGACCUUCUGAGGAAUGAUCUUGGUCGUGUAUGUGAGCCUGGCUCAGUGCAUGUGCCUAACCUCAUGGACGUGGAAACAUAUACAACAGUACACACUAUGGUGAGCACGGUCCGUGGACUUAAAAGGUCAGAUAUUAGUCCAGUGGAAUGUGUAAAAGCAGCUUUCCCUGGCGGGUCAAUGACCGGUGCUCCGAAACUGAGAUCGGUCGAAAUUCUUGACUCGCUUGAGAAGUGUUCGAGAGGUCUUUACUCUGGCUCAAUAGGGUAUUUCUCAUAUAAUGGCACAUUUGAUCUGAAUAUUGUGAUAAGAACAGUGGUGAUACAUGAGGGUGAAGCUUCCAUUGGAGCAGGAGGAGCAAUUGUUGCGUUAUCAAACGCGGAAGAUGAGUUAGAGGAAAUGGUUCUUAAGACUAGAGCUCCUGCUAAUGCGGUCAUUGAGUUUUGUAAUGGUGGUUCACUGAUCAGAGAAGACACUAGUUCUAGUUGUGUCUUGAUGGGCCGGUAAAGCGAAGGGGAUUCCUCAUCCAUCGGUCGAGGCUCUGUGUUGUGGCUUUUUAUCAGUUAUUUUUAAAUAAAUAAAAAUAUUAUUUGAAGAUUUCUAUAGAAAAUUAAAAAAAAACGUAUAUAGUUGUAGACUUGUAUGAGAUUUGAUUGAUAAAUAAAAUUUCAUUUUCAAAA
Brassica napus (rape) is the source of this 3022-nucleotide messenger RNA. Its product is annotated as aminodeoxychorismate synthase, chloroplastic-like. The record is from RefSeq and is a predicted model, not a curated record. Gene Ontology annotation, biological process: L-tryptophan biosynthetic process; folic acid-containing compound biosynthetic process. The transcript is spliced from 14 exons. Bases 159 to 2849 code for a protein of 896 amino acids. NCBI's taxonomy places the organism in Eukaryota, Viridiplantae, Streptophyta, Magnoliopsida, Brassicales, Brassicaceae.